This is a messenger RNA of Puntigrus tetrazona (Sumatra barb), 2857 nucleotides long. RefSeq names its product protein-glutamine gamma-glutamyltransferase 5-like. The transcript has 15 exons. Gene Ontology annotation, biological process: peptide cross-linking. The coding region runs from base 86 to 2140 and encodes 684 amino acids. Gene Ontology annotation, molecular function: protein-glutamine gamma-glutamyltransferase activity. NCBI's taxonomy places the organism in Eukaryota, Metazoa, Chordata, Actinopteri, Cypriniformes, Cyprinidae. The record is from RefSeq and is a predicted model, not a curated record.
UGAACAGGGAGGGGCAGAAGGGAUCCGUAUAAAAAGCGCAAUAAACAAAGAAUCUGAGUCGAACAGCAAACCACAACACAGCAUCAUGGAUGAGUUCAACCUUGGAAGCGUCGACCUGCAACAGAGGCAAAACCAGAUCCGCCACAAAACCGACGGUCUGAGCUCCAGCACUCUGGUCCUGCGGAGAGGACAGGCCUUCACGGUACUAAUGAUCCAUGAAGGGCGGCCAUUCGACCCACUGAAGGAAAAACUCAUCUUCCGAAUUGUUCUAGGUCCGCUGUUUGUGGAGGUCCCGGUCACCAGGCUCGCACAGCCCUCUCUGAAUCAGUGGAGCGCCGCUCUAGAGAGGAGCAUCCCGGACCCGACUGGACCCCAUGCUCUCUGGGUGUCACUGUCCAGCCCUGCGUCUGCUUCAGUCGGCGUCUACACGCUCCAGCUGAGAAUAGAGACGUGCUUUUCCGUGAGAACGCAUCUGCUCGGCCAGUUCACGCUCCUGUGCAAUCCCUGGUGCCAAGCUGAUUCUGUGUUUCUGCAGUCGGAGGAUCUGAGGACUGAAUAUGUCAAGAGUGAUAUCGGUCUGCUGUUUAAAGGCAGUCCUGGUAACAUGGUCUCCAGACCCUGGUCGUUUGAUCAGUAUGAAAAAGGGAUACUGGACAUCUGCAUGAAAUUGCUGCAGCUGAGUCCUCAAUAUCAAGCAGAUAUGAGAAAAGAUCUGCAGAACCGCAGCGAUCCGGUUUAUAUCGGCCGUGUGAUCUCAGCGAUGGUGAACUCUAACGAUGAUAAAGGGGUGUUGAUGGGAAACUGGUCAGGUGACUACAGCGGUGGGGUCAAUCCUUCAAAGUGGUCCGGCAGCGCAGAUAUUCUCAGGAAGUGGGCAGAAACACAAUUCGAGCCUGUGAAAUACGGACAGUGCUGGGUGUUUGCUGCUGUCAUGUGUACAGUGAUGAGAGUCCUCGGCGUACCGACUCGAGUCGUCACCAACUUCAACUCGGCUCACGACACAAACUCAAACCUGGUGAUUGAGGAGUAUUACACUGAGAUGGGGGAAAAACUGUCCAUCGGCAGAGACAGCAUCUGGAACUUCCAUAUGUGGGUGGAGAGUUGGAUGAAGAGGCCUGAUCUGGGUCGAGGUUAUGACGGAUGGCAGGUUCUCGACCCCACGCCACAAGAGAGGAGCGGAGAAAUGUUCCGCUGUGGUCCUGCUGCGGUUAAAGCCAUUUAUGAGAAGAAGGUGGAUGCGCAGUACGAUGUGCCGUUCGUUUACGCCGAAGUGAACGCGGAUGUGCACAGGAUGAUCGUCAGAGAUAGAAAGAUCCUCUCAACCAGGGUCGAUAAACGCAGCGUUGGAGCUCUGAUCUCCACCAAACGUCCAGGAUCCAUGAGCAUGCUGGACAUCACGUCUGAAUACAAAACCGAGCAGGAUGACAGCACAGUUCAUGCACUGAGCGCUAACGCUCGCGGAGGUGAAGGUGCUACAGGAAGAGUGGCACCUCAGGGCCUCGCAGUUUCUCUCCAGCUUCUGAAAGCCCCCGUAGUUGGCGAAAACAUUUCUUUUAUUGUGGUAAUCGCUAACAAAGUCGCUGUUCCGAAACUGCUGAGGAAACACGUGAACGCUCAGAACAAGGAGUACAACCGCAAUCCCACUGGAAGCUUCUGGGAGGCUCACCAUGACGUGAAGAUCGGCCCGAAAGAAACUGUGAGUAUAAAGCACGAGAUCUCCUUCAAGGAGUACAUGCUGAAGGAGGCUGGGGAGGAUUCUCUGGUUAACCUGGCUGUGGUUAUCGAGGACGUGAAGUCUGAGGAGAGAGUGCUGGCUUCUGAAGAGUUCAACAUCCGCAGCCCUUCCCUCGACAUACAGGUUCAGAAUGAGUAUGUGGUCGUCAACACGCAGCAAGUGGCCACAGUGACCUUCACCAACCCGUUCAGCAUCGUAGUGAGCGGAGAACUGACUGUGGCCUGUUCAGGGCUUCGGGAGAAGGUUCAAACAAGGCUCACGAUCCCGCCUCGAGAAACCAUGAGGAAGGCCAUUUAUUUCACUCCCGGGAUGGCGGGUGCUAAGAUGCUUUACGCUAGCCUGGUGUUGAUGAAUCCUCCCACCGUCCUGCACGGGUUCGAGACCAUCACCGUUCAAGCGUCUUAGAGUCGAAGAGCUUUCGAAUGAAUUGUGAACCCUCGACGUGAAGGACUGAGCGACGCUCUUCUGAUACACUGUCAGGUGUCCAACACUUUUCAACAAGUCAGUAUUAGAAGUUUUCCACCAGGACGUUUGCGCUCGAUGCAUCUGACCGUCUUUGCUGUGAAGCAGUCUGCCCUCUUCUGGAAAAAAACCUAAAACAAUUACAGUGAUAUUUACAGUAUUACCAGAGUGCUUAUGCGAUUUUGGGCACUAUUUUUGUUAGGUUAGUAACUUAUUAAAAGGCUUACUUAAAGGGCCUCACUGUCUUUGUCUCAUUGUGUAAAAAACAUUAACCAGAAAUAAAAAAAAAAAAAUUAAAUUAAUUGUAAAUACUCUCACAUUUUUAAUCUCUAUGAGAAAGAGUAACACUUAUGCUAGUACCACAAACCAAGACAAAUGCAGAGCCAAAAAAAAAGAAUUUUCUCUUAAAAUAAGAAACAAAUAUCUGCCAAAAGGUCAAGAAAAAAACAUUUUCUCAUUUCCCAUUAUUAUAAGUAUUAGUAUUACCACUGCUAUUUAUUUAUUUAUUUAUUUUUACCCUGUUGCAAAGACAAAAACUAACCAAACUUUGAUCAAUUUUUUCCAGAAAAAAACAGAUUGUCUAAUGUUAUUACGUAAAUGUACAUUAUUUAAGAAUGUUUAGAUAUUGUAAACCAGUAAAAAAUAUUAUAAGCAAUGAAA